AUGCCAUGUCCCCUCGUCCACGAAUCCCAAGAUGAAGCGAAACAAUCAGGACGUUUCGGACGAGAGGAGCAGUUCAAUGAGCUUUGUCCACUCUCUAACAAUGAUGAGAAGCUCCUGCACCAACUUCAAGACAAACCUAGCUCUCUUUGCAACCGAUGCGCCGACUACGACCCGCUUAAGGCCUUUGAGCUCGCUGAACCUCUUCCCUCAGGCCUACUUCCGGAGGACGACGAUGGAUUUAGAGUGUAUCUUGCGCGCCUCAAGAUCUACGAGCUGGAUCUAGGUGAACUCGGAUCCCUCCACCUAUCCGCCUCCUGUCCCUUCUGCCGGCUCAUCUACCGCAUCAUGCCCACCGAAGGAAUACGGCCCGACACUAAAGGCAUGAGGCUCAUCCCCUACCGCGCCUACGUUCGACAUACCGGUUGGGAGUACCUUCCUGAGAAGACAAGGGCUGAAAGUGCCAUGUUCCUGGGCUUGCGCCAUCUCAGUCACAUCGUCCAUGGCAUCCGAGCCCCUUUGCUCUUCUCUGAUGACGAACCCGGUGUCGGAAGCCCGGAAAUGACAGGUCCGGCUAUCUGUCUAGCUACCGAAGACACCUUUCCUGGCCGGCAAGAGUACAACGGGCGGUUGGUCGAGCCCUAUGUCGACUUUGGGUUCGCCAAGAAUGGCCUCGAUGUGUGCUGGAAGAACCACAAGGAGUAUUGCAUCUCCACAAGACCCAAGGAACUAUUCACGACCAAGAUGAUCGAUGUCCAUGAGCGCAAGGUGGUUCCUUACCCGGAAGGAUGCGAGUAUGUGGCCUUGAGCUACACCUGGGGCGGCGUCAUGGUGGAGGAAGAAGCUCUGGACAAGAAUACCCUGCCGCAGACUAUCAAGGAUUCCAUCACCGUUACCAAGAAGCUUGGGAAGCGGUAUCUCUGGGUCGACGCCCUCUGCGUCAACCAGAAACCCUGGAAAACACUGUCUGAUAAAGAAAAGGCCGAGAAGACCCAACAGCUCGCCAUGAUGGACCUCAUCUACCAAUGCGCCGCCGUAACCCUUAUCGCCCUCUCUGGCCAAAACUCCAACGCCGGUCUGUGCGGAGUUACCCGUCCCCGCGAGAUGCAGCUCCAAGAGACCAUCAACGGCCGGAAGCUGUUCACCAUCCCCGCUGUAGUCGAAGACGAAAUGGCCGCAUCGGCAUGGGAUACCCGCGCCUGGACUUUCCAAGAGGGUAUGCUGUCUAAACGAUCCCUCUUUUUCUCGGACAAACAACUCGGCAUCUCGUGUCAGCGAUUUGGAGCACCAGACGCCUAUGAUCCGAGCUGCUACGGACACUUGUCCAACAGGCCUAUGGAUUCUUUCAGGCAGUUGAUGAAUGGGUUUAACCUGACUGACACCAAGAUCUCUGUCACCAACCCCCAACGAACCCUCCUCUACACCGGCUUAAUAAUGGACUACACCCAUCGCCAAAUGUCCAGGUCCUCUGACUCCCUCAACGCCUGCCUCGGGCUACUCUCCGCACUCCAGCGCCGCCUCUUCCCCUCGGGGUUCGAAUGGGGUCUUCCCCUCCGGGAACUUCCUCUCACCAUAGGCUGGUCGCAUGACUGGCAAUUCCCCGAGCCCAAGCUGCUUCACAAAGACUCCCCGCCAUGGGACAUUGCCCGCCCCCAAAGACGCGAAGGGUUCCCAUCGUGGAGCUGGUGCGGCUGGGAAGGACACGUCACGUUCGGACAGACUUCUUUGCAAGAUGGCUCGCUCGUGAAUGCCAGAAAUAUAAGAGGAGGGAGGGAUGUGAAGAGUGACAUGGUUCCUGAGUUCAUCGGCUGCGAAGGGAAGAGACUUACCCUCAACGGUUAUGUCUGCAAGUUUUAUAUUCGCACUGAACCGUUUAGCGAAGCAUUCUUCAAGAAGCCGGAGAAGGAUGAGGAAGAACCGUUUGGGAUUGUGUCGGAGAGGAAUUUCCCGCAUCCGUAUACGUUGAAGACGGGAGAGUAUGAGUGCUUGGUUGUGGAGAGGUUGAGGCAUAUGCAGGGGCAGGAGGGGAGGUUCGUGAAGGAUACGGUGUAUCUGGUUGUGCUAGAUUGGGUUACAAGCCAAGAUGGAAGGGGAGAGGUGGCAGAGAGGCGAACGUUUGUUACGGUGCAGAGUGAUGUUGAGUUUAAAAAGGUUGAGAUGGUGAAGAGGGUGGUGCAUUUGGAGUAA
Sordaria macrospora k-hell is the source of this 2184-nucleotide messenger RNA. RefSeq lists its product as uncharacterized. Lineage: Eukaryota; Fungi; Ascomycota; Sordariomycetes; Sordariales; Sordariaceae. The record is from RefSeq and is a predicted model, not a curated record.